Messenger RNA from Labeo rohita (rohu), 3924 nucleotides. RefSeq lists its product as uncharacterized. Gene Ontology annotation, biological process: immune response; T cell costimulation; cellular response to lipopolysaccharide. The coding region runs from base 217 to 2268 and encodes 683 amino acids. The transcript has 19 exons. The record is from RefSeq and is a predicted model, not a curated record. Gene Ontology annotation, cellular component: external side of plasma membrane. NCBI's taxonomy places the organism in Eukaryota, Metazoa, Chordata, Actinopteri, Cypriniformes, Cyprinidae.
AUCAAUUUACACAAGGUUCAAAUAGACUCGUAAUGCUGUGUAUUAUUUCGCCUGUUGUUUUAAAAAUAUUUCAUUAAUAUUGACAAAGGGAGUGUGAUUAUUGUGUAGCUUGAAGUGAAAGUGUUUCAUUAGACGUGUCCUCCCGUGAACCUCGUCGAAACAGGCUCUCGUUUUCAUAUUUUAUGAUAUAAUGACAGUUUUGUCUAAUUUUAAUACAUGAUGGACAUUCUUACCUGUAUGCUUUUUUUGUCAAUAGUGGUCGCUGAUGGGUUCAUUGUGCGCGGUCCUUCUGGUCCUCUUGCUGCUCCUCUGGGAUCUUCAGUGGUUUUGCCCUGUUAUGUUGGUAAACCUUUACCAAUGGACGAUCUGGAGGUGGAAUGGAGAAGAGCAGACUCGGAGACUCUGGUCCAUUUGUUUCUGAAUGGUGAGAGUCGGCCAGAGGCUCAGCAGCAGGAUUAUCAUGAAAGAGCUCAUUUCUUUACUGAUCAGAUCCAACAAGGAAAUUUCUCCCUCCGUCUGGACAAUCUGACAGCUGAAGAUGAGGGACGAUACACAUGUAAAGUUGACAGUCAACAGGGUUCUGGAGAAAUUAUGGUUCAAAUAAAACGUGAACGUUUGAUAGUGUCAGGAUCAGAUCAGUCUGUGUCUGCAUAUGAUGGUGAAGACGUCACUCUGAGCUGCUCUGUUGAUUCUCACGUCCCACUUGAAGACAUUGAGGUUUCAUGGAUAAGAACAGAUGGAGAUAUUCCAGUUCUGCUCUUCCAAAACAAUGGGACUUUACAAGAGGCAUCAGAUGAACAGUACAACAACAGAGUUGAGUUCUUUACAGAUGAAAUCACCAAAGGAAACUUCUCUCUCAGACUGAAGAGUGUGAGAACUGAAGAUAAAGGAGUUUACAUGUGUCAAGUGUUUGCUGGAGGACUUUCAGCCAAUGCAACUGCAGUACUGGAGCAACUGGGUUUCUCUUCUUGGCACAUAGCUGUGUUGUUUUUCUGUUUUGCUGCUGGAUUUGGAGCUGUGAUUCUGCUCUGCUGUCUGAUCUACUGCAGAUCAAAUAACACAGUCACCAACAACAAAAUCUGGAAUCUUCAGUUUUCUCUGGUCUUUUGUCCAAACAUCUGUAUGUUCCUCGCUUUCAUCCUUUGGGGCUUUACUGAAGGAUCUCUGCAUGAGACUGUCCCUUGCUGUGCUCUUUAUAUUCUGAAACCUGUUAUGUUGAUUUGGGCUUUGCCUUAUUUAAAGUAUCUACAAGACAACCUUAAAACAUGGAUUAGGUUUUUCAAAAUAACAGGAGAGUUUGCUGUUCUUGCAGUUGUUGUUUAUUCAGUUCUUUUUAAUUAUGCCUGGAGAAAGAGAGCACAUGAUACAGACUCCGAACCUCGCAUAGCGCUUGGAAUAUACUUUGGCUUUUUUGUGCUGAUUUGUCUCUCCUUGAGUGGAGUGGACCUAAUAAGGCAUCCCAAUCAAGAGCGGCCAAGAGGGGCUUCUUCUUGCAGGCAAACUCUAGAUUUUAGAUUCAUCUGUUUUCUUUGUUUGUCUGCAUUCCAAUUGCUCCAGCUGAUCGUCUCAUUAGGACUUCCCUCUUUAGCGUAUUUAACCUUGCCAGUUGCUCAUCCACUGCUGCUGUACUGUAUACCAUUUUUAUCUUUUCUGCAAACAAAACUGAACUUUCUCCGCCAAAAAUGGAUAACAAUAUUGUGGAUAAUAAUGGUAACACUCCUGGAUUUCAUCCUAGUGAUUUAUGCUCAUCUAAUCUUAUUUGAAAGGGAGAAAGAGUACUUGGAAUGGACCUGUGUAAUUUUAUUUCUUGAAGUUCUGAAGAUAACAGCCUUUGAAUACUGUGUGCAAGAAAAACAGCGUUCAAGAGUCCAGGGACAGCGACAACAGACUGAGAUAAGCCAACAAGGAUCAAAUGCAUUGCCUCUCUUUAAUGAAAUCAUUUACAUGUUCGGAGCAGUUGGUCUUGUUUUGUUGAACUCUGUUACGCUGACAGCAGAACUGAUCCUGAAAGCACGAAAUGGUGAGCGUGUCAUGAAGGAUUUGAGAGUCAUUGUCUUCCCAUCUGAAUGUGUUUUUGCCUUAUAUUGGCUGUUUUUACAAAUGCAUGCUUUAUGGAGGAUUGUUACAGCUCAAUCUACACACAAUCAAAGGAACUUGCAUCAAAGAGGUCAAAUCAGGAACACACCAGAGAGGAAUGAAAUGGGCAUUCUGUCUCCACCUGAUACUGAUGUUUCACAGACACAGAUAAGAGGGGGUCCUCUGGAGUAGGCUAAAAGCCAAAAAAAAAAAAAGAGACUGAAAGCUAAAUUGUAAAGAAGAGGGUUUGAUGACAUAAACAAAUGCCAUGUAUACCCCGCAAGGUUGUCAAUUGAAGUUUUAGGUGUGUUUGAUUGGAACUGGCCCUGCACAGACAGAUUGGUGUUUGAUAUCAAAUUAUUGCAAGAACUAUAGAGAGCAGACAGCUCUGCAUACUUUCAAGUUACACAUAGGUCCAUAAAAUAGUCUGUAAAACUGGCAUAAAAAUUUGAAGCUUGGAAGCACAGACUUAGGUUUGGUCUCAUUUUAAAGAAGACCCAUGGCAGAUUACUGAUGAAAUAGAAAAACUUUAAAUAGUGAAAUAACAAAAGUUAUAGAGAUUUGAGUUUAUGAAAAUGCUUUUAUAUAAAGUAUAUUUUAUAUUUUAUGUAAGAUAUAUACUUUAAGAAACAUUUUGAACUCUAAUCCUGCUAGAAAAUCAAAGCCAUAAAUCUAAACAAGCCGUGUUCCCAAUUUGAGGUUAAAAAUGAGCUUUCAGUAAGUUUUUUUUUUUUUGGCUCAGUGUCAAAUUUCCCCCAUAAGAUGGCAGCAAAACUCCGCUGGUGCACACAGUGGUUGGAUUUGUGAUUUGCAGUAGAGUUUUUCUCUCUUAAAUAUUACAAGAACAAACACAUUUUUUGACACACAUACAAACCACACUCUGAUAUCCAUACCAACACACCCACACAAUUAUAGCUGCAUUAUUUAUCCACUUGGCUCUAUAAUAUGCAAAAUCAAAAAACAGGAAUAAAGCAAGUAUUUGCUUUAUAGGCCAAACCUGAAAAAAAUGGCACCAUCUAGGUAAAAAAUAGUAAAAAAAUAAAAUUUCAAAGCCUUGCCAACAGCAUGAACAAUAUUUUAUAUUAAAUAUAUAUUUUAUGAAAUAUGUUGAACCUGCUGGAAAAUAAAAUGAAUGGCACUGUGAUUAAAAAUACCAGUUUUAAUGGGUUUCAAUGGGGACAUUUUUGUCCAAAAGGUGCUGAGUGUAACAAUUUUUUGUACCUAGUGCAAAAUAGAUUUAUUAAAGGAAAUGGAGGUGAAAUAGUAAAACUCCAAUAAAAAUACAGACCUGUGCCAAAAUGUAUGCAGCUGGCAAUAACACCGGCAAAAUGAUCACAAAAAACAAGACUGAAAAGGACAAAAAUGUCCAAAAGGGUGCACAAAGGUUAAAUGUAGAAACAAGCAGUGUGCUGUGGAUGUUUUAUGUUUAUGUUUUGUUAUGUUUUAUUAUGUUUUUAUUAUAGCACGAGUAAAAUCUUUAGUUUGCUGUAAGGUAAACUGUCAUAUUAGUAGAUUUGUCAUAUAAGGGAAAACUGAGCCACAUUUAGCAUGUUACGUUAAAUAAUUACAGACCGGAUCCAAUGUCUAAACAAGCAGAAUAGCCUGCAUCUCUUGUCAUUGAUGAAUAUUAGUAUGUUUAUUUUGUUUAUGCUCUGUUUAUUUUAUUUAGUUUCUAUGUAUACUUCUCUUUUUAAAUUUUAUUUAUUUGUGUUACAUGUGUAUGAAUUUACUCAAGCUCACUUGCACUCGUAUGUAACAUUUGAAAUGAACCAGCAGUUUGUAAAGUGUCUCAGUUACUACAGUUUGUGUGAGUGUGUAAGUGCAAUAAUAAAUGUCGAGAAUGCUUUA